This is a messenger RNA of Dermacentor silvarum, 2109 nucleotides long. RefSeq names its product histone-lysine N-methyltransferase SMYD3. Gene Ontology annotation, cellular component: nucleus. Lineage: Eukaryota; Metazoa; Arthropoda; Arachnida; Ixodida; Ixodidae. The transcript has 13 exons. The coding region runs from base 1 to 1611 and encodes 536 amino acids. The record is from RefSeq and is a predicted model, not a curated record. Gene Ontology annotation, molecular function: protein binding.
AUGGCUGUGCAACCUCCCAAGGCCCCGCCCGGUUCCGGUUCAUCAACGAGAAUCGCUUCGAAGAAGCGCGGAAAUACAUCUAGCGACUGCGAGGACACUGAACUGUACUCCGCAUCUGCUAACGAGUCAUCGCAAGACGGCUUUGAACCUGUCUUGCACCGUAAAGCCAAGCGAAGGAUCGUCAAUGCCUCUUCGGUGUCAAAUCAGAACCUAAUCGCCGUGGAAGUUGAUGCCCUACCUGUCACUGCCCUGAUCGAUACCGGCGCACACAGCUCGGUCAUGAAUGCUGAUAUCCGGAAGCGGCUAAAGAAAGUGCUCACUCCUGCCGAGUCCCGCGUCGUACGAGUCGCAGAUGGGGGAACUCCUGCUGUGCUGGGAAUAAAGAGAGAGAGAGAGAGCGCGUUAUUGAUUGCUUAUCACUGUUCCCUACUAAACCCGUGGCUAUGCCUCUGGGCGCGUCUUCCCUGGCGCAGGUGUGACAGCCUCAAGCCCUGCGCCCGGUGUCGCGUGGCACACUACUGCAACAAGCUGUGCGAGGCGUCAGCCCUGUCCGAGCAUCUGCCUGAAUGCUGCUACUUCGAGGAAGUGUUCCCCUACAUUCCAGACGUCACAGUGCGGCUCCUCACUCGUAUCACCCAUAAACUGCAGAAAGAACGGAUGAAGGACUGCAAGGAAAUGGUGCAGGGACACAUGCGGACCCUCGAAGAGAUGGAGUCGCACUCGAAUGACAUCAUGAACGACGCGGUGAUGCUGCCAAAGUUCCAUGCCAGCUGGGCCACAGUCAAGUACAUUUUAGGGGAAGAAAACGUUCCGCCUUUGCUCGACGGGUUAGAAAUAUUCGGCAAGAUGGUAAUCAACAGGUUCUGCAUAACGGACAACGACUUAAAGCCCGUUGGUCAAGGCCUGUACAUCGGGGCAUCCAUAUUCGACCAUUCUUGCGAUCCGGACGCGGCCUACGUGUUUGAAGGGACACGCCUCACGGUCAGGGCAACCAGGAGCCUCAGCGUAAACAGCGUGCGAGAGAUAUACAUCUGCUACGUGGACAAGCUUCUUCUGAAGGAGGACAGGAUAGCGGCGCUCCAGAGGCAGUACUACUUCACCUGCAACUGUGUCUUCUGCAAGGAGGACGCGAGGGAUCCACUUACCGAAAAGUGGAGCGGCUUGACAGAGUGCGUCCGCAACCUACAGCUGGAGCUGGACAAGGCAGAGAGCAAGGCCGACGUAGAGCGCAUUGCCAGCCGCUGUCGCGAGAUCUUGGAGUACCAGUGCAAAGAGCUGCCCGCCAAUGACGUCGCCAAGGUGGAGACCCUGCUGCUGGGCUUCCAGUGUGGCACCAGAAUGGCCGCGCACGCCGAAGCCAUCGGCUUGGCUCUCCAGGCCAUGGAGAUCAUGAGGAGUUGUUAUGGAAUGUACAGCCCCAUUUAUGGACAUCACCUAGUGAACAUCGGAAAACUGUACAAUGAUUCCGGAGACAAUGCCAGUGCAGAGAACUUCCUACAAAUGGCAAGCUCAAGCAUCUCGAUCAGCCAUGGCACGACCCAUGCGACUUAUCGUGAACUUCAGCAACUCCGGAAGUUGAACCGCAGAGGCAUUCCUGGUGGUUGUAAAUGACUGCCUGCGACAGGACAGCGCUCCGCACAGAUCGACGUGCAUGCACAUUAGCAAAACAAUUUCUUAUUGAGGUAGGUUGAUUAAGGAAAAGGGCGGUAUACGCCACAUGACGUCAGAUCUUAGUGUGAAGACGCAGGCUUCACAUAAAAAUCUCACGUGCGUGGUUUCCACCACGUGUCUACAGCCACUUUGGAAGCCUGGAGGUUCGGUCCCUUUCAAUUUUUUUUUUUUUGUGCUACUGAAAUAAAAGAAGAAGAAAAGGAGAUUUAGACACCUAACAAUGGCGACGGCUGCCUAUUUUCACACAGCCGUAAUAAAAAGAAGUAAUUUAAAAUUAGAAGAAGCUACCCAAGUUCGUCAAGUCAAGCACAAAGGUGGCUAGUUUGGUCUCUCAGUGUUCUGGUGUGCGAUUGUGCGGGGGAGAAGGUGUUUUCGCAAUUCUGCUUUGUGUAACCACGAAAAUAGAACCAAUAAAUUCUGAGAAUACCCGCUGGGGAA